Menidia menidia (Atlantic silverside) is the source of this 1438-nucleotide messenger RNA. Lineage: Eukaryota; Metazoa; Chordata; Actinopteri; Atheriniformes; Atherinopsidae. The record is from the annotation of a GenBank genome assembly.
CCCACUGUUUGUACAGCGUCCUCCGGAGUCAGUGCGCCACCAGAACACAGGCUGCUGGAAAAAGCGAUGCGCACCGAGCAGGACUCGCGUGAUGAUGGACACAGUUUUUUCGCGUAAAGACACGGCGAUGGAUUCCACGACGCCGUGCGGCGUUUUGAGCCCUUGCUGUUUCAGUUAAAGCUGGAAACACCAUCCCACAAGGUACGUAACAACUGGUUUGAGAUGUCGGACUUUCACAACCGAAGUCAUACCAACGCACGUCGCAGUGACUACGUGUGGCAGUAUGAAUAUUAUGAUGACGAAGAGCCUGUGUCUUUUGAGGGACUCAAAGCGCACAGAUACUCUAUCGUCAUUGGCUUCUGGGUCGGGCUUGCAGUAUUCGUCAUUUUCAUGUUCUUUGUUCUCACGCUGCUCACUAAGACUGGAGCACCACACCAGGAAAACCCAGACUCUGCUGAAAAGCGUCACAGACCGGGGAGCUGCCUUGUGGACAUCAACGGCCACCAGAACGAAAAUGACAAGGCCUUCUCUCGCCCGCUGCUAGCCGGGUCCCGGGCAUAUUUUAAUUUCUACAUCAAUGAGGAGGAUCAGGGUCAGGGGAAGCAGAAACUAGAUGAAAACGGGAGUUCUACCAAAGACAAAUGGGGCAUGAGCAUCAGGUCUUCUGGGGUGGAUGAGAUGGAGGAGGACCUGGAGGAAGACGGGGGACACCAGCGUCUCAGUGGACUAAUAGACAUGAGCAAGACAGACAAGGAGUCUCCCUUCCUGUCUCACUUCAACAUCCCAAACUUUGUGAACUUGGAUCACAGUUCCACACUUGGAGAGGACGAUCUGCUGUAUGAGCCGUCUGAUGUCCUCGAGCGUCAGUCUCGAGCUCAGCAUGCUCACAGAAACUCCCAAUGAGGCUGCCUCUAUGAAAACUCAAGCAUAGUAAUGUAAUUUAUCAUUUAUGAUGUGACCAUGCCACAUAUUAAACUACUUCAUAUAUACUUCAUUUUAUUCUAGAUUGUUCAUCUAUUAUCCAAUAGUGUCAUUCAUAAAGCAUAACAGGACCUGACUCAUGUGCCCAUUUCAUAUACAAACUCAAAGGUCUUCGAAGCUAUUUUCCUCGGUAGAUAAUAUUUUUAUUUGUAAUGAUGAUUCAAGUUAUUUUGAGUACUGCCAUCUGAACAGGAUGCAUCUGUGCUGCUCUGGACUCAACGUCCCACACAACAAGAAAUAAUGAAAGAGCAGAGUGAUCACAGGGGAGCGUAGCCUUGCAGAAUUCAUUUCGCUCCUCCGCUGUCUUUUUGAAACCGUGCUGUCUGGGACCUCACCGCAUCUGUUCACAGCCCUUGGUCAACUUAAUAUUUUUGGUUAUCAAAAGACAUCACUUCUGAAGGAUUAGUCAUAGCACACAUCACUUUUGCAGUCUGUUACACAUACACAUGAUGCGUUU